CGGGCUGCGUGUGGCGCGGGGCGGGGCGCGGCUGGUGCGCCUGAGGAGCGAUGGCGGCGGCCUGAACUCACCUAGCCCGGCCGCCGACAGGCCCGGGCAGGGCUGCGUGCUGCAAGGGAGAGCGACGCGUGGGUCGCGGCGCGCGCAGGAGCGCAAGAUUUGCAACUCUGGACUGGGGGUUGAACUCUGGGCUUGCUACUCCAGUUUGGAUCUGUGGCUCCAUGGCCAGCUACUGGAGCCUACAGACCGGAUGAAGCAAAUUGGACACAGAAGUGGAGAAAGCCUCCAGCUGGUACAUUCUCAGUGUAGUCCUCUGUCUGCUGGCCCUGUCCAGCCUGCCUCAUGGAGAAGAUGAACUGGUUGAGCAGGCUGGCCUCCCGGGUCCCUGGGCACCGUGUACCUCAAGGGGCCAGUCUGCAGACUCCUGUCAUGGCUGACCCUGAGACAUGCCUCAUGGUCUUCAAAAAUCAUUGGUCCCAGGUGGUUCGAAUCUUGGAGCGGCAAGGCCCUCGGGCAGCUGCUGGAGGUGCAGAUGAUCUCAGUGCUGUGAGAAACCACACGUACCAAAUGCUAACUUUGCUGGCAGAGGAUCGGGCAGUCCCUUCGGCUCCCUCAGGCCCUGGGCCCCUGUUAGAGUUUGCUCUUCGUGAGGAUCUGUUGAGCAGAGUGUUGACCUGGCAGCUGCAAUGGGAUGAACUUGGGGAUGGGGUUGAGGAGCGUCGGGCUGAGCAGCUGAAACUAUUUGAGAUGCUAGUGAGUGAAGCUCGCCAGCCUCUGUUGAGGCACGGGCCAGUUCGUGAGGCUCUACUUGCCCUGCUGGACGCCUGUGGGCGCCCUGUGCCUAGUAGCCCAGCACUGGAUGAAGGCCUGGUGCUACUUCUCAGCCAGCUAUGUGUGUGUGUUGCUCGGGAGCCUUCAUUGCUUGAGUUCUUCUUGCAGCCACCUCCUGAGCCUGGAGCUGCUCCACGUCUUCUCCUGUUUUCCCGCCUUGUCCCUUUUGUCCAUCGAGAAGGCACCUUGGGCCAGCAGGCUCGUGAUGCUCUACUUCUGCUCAUGGCUUUGUCAGAUGGGAGCCCCACUGUGGGCCGCUACAUCGCAGACCACUCUUACUUCUGCCCGGUGCUGGCCACAGGGCUGAGUGCCCUGUACUCCUCACUGCCCCGAAAGAUUGAGGUUCCAGGGGAUGAUUGGCACUGCUUGCGAAGGGAAGACUGGAUCGGAGUGCCAGCCCUUGCACUCUUCAUGAGUUCUCUGGAGUUCUGCAAUGCAGUCAUACAGGUAGCUCACCCCUUGGUGCAGAAGCAGCUGGUUGAUUAUAUUCAUAAUGGUUUCCUGGUGCCUGUCAUGGGUCCUGCCCUGCACAAAACCUCUGUGGAGGAGAUGAUUGCUAGUACCGCCUAUCUGGAACUUUUCCUGCGGAGCAUCUCAGAGCCUGCCUUGCUCCGCACCUUCCUGCGAUUCCUGCUGCUGCAUCGCCAUGACGCCCACACCAUCCUUGACACCCUCGUUGCCCGCAUCGGCAGCAACUCCCGGCUCUGCAUGGUCUCUCUGAGUCUCUUCAGGACCCUUCUGAACCUCAGCUGUGAGGAUGUUCUGCUGCAGCUGGUUCUCAGGUACCUUGUCCCAUGUAACCAUGUGAUGCUGAGCCAGAAGCCAGCUGUGCGUGAUGUGGAUCUUUAUGGACGAGCAGCUGACAAGUUUCUCUCCCUAAUUCCACGCUGCUGUCGGCAUCAUGCCCCCAGCCCACCUCGUUCAGAGCAUGCCUCAUGGGCACGAGGUGGGCCUAGCCGAGAGUCAGGGAGAAGGGAAGACAUCAUGGGUCCUGGAAGCCCAAGUGUUGAUUCUUCUUCAGUGGUAACAGUGCCUCGUCCCUCCACACCAUCUCGUCUGGCUCUGUUUCUUCGGCAGCAGAGCCUAGGUGGCUCUGAGUCCCCAGGUCCAGCUCCUCGCUCACCAGGGCUCACUGUGUCCCCAAGCUCCAGCCCUGGCCGAAGGCCCAGCCCUGCAGAGGAGCCUGGUGAGCUGGAAGACAAUUACCUGGAGUAUCUGCGUGAGGCACGCCGCGGUGUAGACCGCUGUGUCCGAGCCUGCCGAACCUGGUCCGCCCCGUAUGACGGCGAGCGGCCCCCGCCUGAGCCGAGCCCUCUUGGCUCCCGGACUAAGAAACGCAGCCUACUGCCUGAGGAAGAUAGGGACACUGCGGGGGAAGGGGAGGAGGAAAACCCAGGAAGUCGGGGCCUAGCUGUGGGUGUAGGGGAUACCCCUGGCCACCUACCCCCGCCCCAGCUCAAUGGGGUACCAGGGCCAUGGCCAGAGGGAGCCAAGAAGGUUCGCCUGGUGCCACGGCUGGUGUCACAGGAAAGAGUCAGGGAAUUGUUAGAGGGUACCUCGGAGGGCAUGGCAGGACUAGAGAGCUUUGGGCAAGAGCUCCGGGAGCUGGAGGUGGCAUUGAGCAAUGGUGGAGCUAGUUCCGAGCCUCCCUUAGAGCCUCCACUACCUCCAGAGGAGGAGGAGGCCUAUGAGAGCUUCACCUGCCCUCCUGAGCCCCCUGGCCCCUUCCUCAGCAGCCCUUUGCGGACUCUCCACCAGCUGCCAAGCCAGCCCUUCACUGGCCCCUUCCUGGCUGUGCUCUUUGCCAAGCUCGAGAACAUGCUGCAGAACUCCGUCUAUGUCAACUUCCUGCUGACGGGGCUGGUGGCCCAGCUGGCCUGCCACCCCCAGCCCCUGCUCCGCUCUUUCCUGCUCAACACCAACAUGGUCUUCCAGCCCAGUGUCAAGUCCCUGCUGCAGGUGCUGGGCUCUGUGAAGAAUAAGAUCGAGAGCUUUGCGGCCUCCCAAGAGGACUUUCCUGCUCUGCUAUCCAAAGCCAAGAAGUACCUCAUUGCCCGUGGCAAGCUGGACUGGGCUGAGGGUCCUACAGCAGGACCUGCCCCCCGCCGCUCUGAUUCCCUAGUGAGGAGCCGGAGGCCAUCCUUGGGGGAGUUGCUCCUGCGGCAUGCACACAGUCCAACCAGGGCCCGACAGGCGGCACAGGUUCUUCAACCUGGGCGAGACGGAACAGGACUUGGACUAGGUGGGGCCUCUCCAGGGGCUUCAACUCCAGUUCUGCUCCCCCGGGGCGGGGCUUCUGAGCGCCAAGGUGAGGCUCUGCGAGUCAAGAAUGCUGUCUACUGUGCAGUCAUUUUCCCUGAGUUUCUCAAGGAGUUGGCUGCCAUCUCCCAAGCCCAUGCUGUCACCUCGCCUUUCUUGUUGGAUACUUCAGAGGAGGUAUCUGUUCCUCCCAUCUCAGGCUUUGGGCCCCUCAAUCCUUAAUUUUCUUCCAUGGACAAUCAGGGCCUUCUGUGUCCUAGGCUGAAAUCUAGGACACGGGCUCCUUUUUAUGUUUGGAGGCAGUGGCAAAUGGACUUUUUAAUUUAUUUCAAAUGAAUGUUUUAUGAGAACUUGUUGCAAUAUGUAUAAAAGGGAAUUCUCUAUUCUGUGCUCAUUCUUCUUUGCCACACAUUAUCUGUAGGGCUGUGGCCCUAUGAAGGUUGUAUCUGGUGGGUCAAUCAUCAGGGGUAUUUUCUCUUUGGUGAUAACACUGAUGAUAGGGUUUCAGGACAGCCCCCUUUACUGAUAGGAGCUUAGAGGAUUGAUGAUUAUAGGGAAAUGAAGACUCUUCGUUUGUCUGGACCCUAGAAGGAAGAAGCACACAGGCCCAGGGUAGUUUGGGGGUGCAGCAGCUGAUGUUUAUUGGGGACCAGUAUUUGUAUGCCAGAUCUUAGGGGCCUUGCCCCCUGCAUCUCUUGUCUCAGCUUCAUUCGUCGCUGUCGAACUCCGAGGACAGACCCUGCAGCAGGGGCAGGGACAUGGAGUGCCGGUCGGGGUCCCCGGGGCCCCCACCCUGGGCUCCUGGUGGGGGGUUGCGGGGGCUGAAGAGCCAGUUCUCUGCUAGGGUUGGGGAUAGUCACAGCUUGACUCAUGCCCUGGUCUUCCUCCCUAGUCCCUCCCUCUGAUUCUCCGUUACCCACCCUCCCCCUCCCUCUACCAGGGCCAUGCUUCCACCUCACCCUCCCUGGGCUCCCUCAGUCCCCUAUGAGGGUCUUGUACAAAUUCUGGGCUGCUGAACCCAUUCCUGCGUUAUAUUCCCUGUACCCUCUCUCUCCAAUGGCCUUUCCCAUCCCUUGUCUUCAUUUCCUUUAGCAGUACCUGAAAGCAUAUAGGGGCCCCUCCGGAAGGGGUUUCGACCCUUAUAGGAGAAUCUGGUGGGUCUGCUUUCUGGCCCUUCUUGGGGAGGUGGUGUAGGUGGGUCUGUGACAGGUGGAGAUACAUCAUCAGCAACUUCAGGGGUAUCAGCAGGUACUGAUGUGGGAGCCAGAGUUGAUAUGAUGCUAAGGCUAGGUCUAACCCAGUUGGCUCCUUGGGGCAAUGGAUCUUUGGUCAGAGACUUCUGUGGUCCCAGCACACCCUUGGGCUGCAGUGAAAACUUGAGGCAGGAGAAAGCAAUAGGUAGUGACCGCUGUAACCGGAGCAGCUGGGGCUCACGGGCUGUAGGCAGUAGCCCUAGCUGCAGCCAGGUGCAGGAGAAGACCUGGUAGAUGACGUAGAUGCUGUGGGUGCUCCGGAGCCAGGGAAGGUUCUGCUGUAGGCUCACCUGCCCUGGCGGUAGCAGCAGGAAGGCAACCUUCUUGCGCAGACCUCCCAUAUGUAGGCGGAUCCGGCAGGGCUGACCAUCCAACAUUCGCAUUUCUUCAUAGGCUAUCUCAGCUCGGCCAUUUGGUGAGUAUUCUCGAGUGCAGUGGGCAAAGACACCCUCAGACCCUGCCUGUUCUAGAAGAUUUGGUAGCAGCCCUACUGAUUUCAGUGCCCUUCGGCCCUGCCGGCCUGGCAAAGCCAGGCGGGUGUGGGCUGGACGGGACUGUUUCACUAGCACGCCCAGUAGAUCAUAGCAGGCUGCAUCCGAGAGGAAAGGUACUGCCACUACAUUGGACCCAAAACGCUCCUCGAUGACCUGCAGGUGGCCAGUUUAUAAGUCAGGGGCUGAGUUAAGGUCAGAGGGUAAAUUGUGUUGUCUAACCUGGCCUUCCCACCACUUCACUGUUCAGGUACAUUGCUACAGUAUACACAGAUCCACACUUAUUUCCUAGUUCCCUCCUGUAGUAAAACCUGAAUAUCUUAUUUUGUGGCAAAUUAUGGUAGAUAUUUGGAUACACACAAAAAAGAGACUUUUUAUCCUAAUGUAGCUUGGGCUAAUUGAGGAGACAAAAAAUGUGAACAGUAGUUAGUUAAGUAAAGUAAUAAUAGCAGGAUGUGGGCAAGGACAAGUGGUUUAACAGCCUUUGUCUUUGAUAGAAAGAUGGUCAAAGAAAUUUCCUAGGUGGCAAUACUUGAGCUUUGGAGGAAUUAACAGGUUGGGCAGUAGGCAUUCCUGGCAGAAGGGGAAAAACCCCUGAACCUUCCAGUCAUGCACAUUUAGGGACACAUAAUUUCAUUGCUUGCAUUUAAGGUAGGAAAAGGAAAGGCACACAGGAAGCUAGGAUAUGGGAAGUCAUCAGUGUAUGCCUUUCAUAAAUAACUGAUUUAUUCUGAGGCUAAUGGGAAGCCACUUGUAGGCCCUGGGUAGGAAGAUGGGAUGAGGAAGAAGAGAGUUGAUUUUUUACUAGGCCUACAGCAGGAAAGAGAAAUAACUUGAGACUGUUGCAAUAACUGCAAGCAAAACACGAUUUUAGUUCUUGAACUAAAUAAUGGGAACUAGUGGAAGUCACAGAACAAGUUCUCUUCAUGGAUGUGGAAAGAAGAACUCUUGAAAGGUCAUGGCUAGGUGAUGGUUUAUAUGGAUACUAUUAGUGAAAAAUGGAUACCCAGAUGUAGGCUUAUAAUGUCCAAUCUUUGACGACAGCAGUCAGUUACCUCUUAUGUGCUUUCUACCCUAGCUAUGAGGAUAGUUUUUCGUGUGUGUGUGUUUGUGUGUGUGUGUGUGUGUUGAGAGAGAGAAAGAGAGAAAGGUUCCUAAUCUUUGUAUUAUUCUAGUAUCCAUUUAGGGUGUCUAGUUUCUUAGGUUUGUCCUUAUUUCUUGUUUUUGUUUAAGUUAUGUGUGCUUGGUGACCAGUUCUAGAGAGUACCCGGGAACACGGUAAGAUCCUCUUUAGUAGUUUGUAACUUAGCUGUUACAGUUUUGACCCAUUCAAAGUUUCAUCAAGUUUCAUUGGCUGAGCCUUCUGGCUCUCAGUUACGCUUGAGAGCACGGCCACACAAAAGUUCCAAGUUCUACAUUUUAUCCCCCAGAUCCCACAUAUCUGUACUCCUACACUGAAUUCACCCAAUGACCCCUAAAACUGCUCUGCUCUUAUUCUGUAACAAAGCAUGUUUUGAAGUGCUGGCCUAUAGUAUUGAAAGAAAGAAAUCAGGGCAUUCAAAGGUGCCUCAUUCUGCUUGAAGUUGCUGAGCUUACCCUGUGUAUCUCUGCCUCAAGUUAUUCACUGAGAUAAUGUAAGGAGAGGUUUUUUUUUUUUUUUUCCUCAUUUCUAUAGUGGAAAACUUCAUUUAUGUUUACUGUAAUUUUAGAAGAUCUAGUGUAGGUACAGACUUCAGUACCGUUGAAACCAAUUACUCUUAAUUUUGAGAAUAUCUGUUGCUUCUGUAUUUCUGCCUCCCUUGCUUAUAUGGUGAGCAUUUUCCCAAGUCAUGGGAAUUAAUGCCAUUAAGGUUGCUUUAAGUCUCGUGGAUGCUGCUCUAAGGUGAUAGUUUAAUUGUGGAAAUAGCACAUUUUUCCUUUUUCCUCUUACAGAUUUUGGUGUUCAUCUUAAGUUCGUUACUGUCCACUCGCCCAUCACUCACUCAUUCAAGUGGCUUUAUAUGUCAAUUGCUAUUAUUGUCUUACGAUUUCCCACUCUUCCUAGACAAAAACCACUUAAGACCCAGCCUGGUCGCACUUUGCCACUUCCUCCAGAGCAUCCUUACUUUACCUACUUUAUCCUUGAUGAGGGCCCAAGUGGCAUCUGCUUCAUCCAGUGUUAGCAGGUGGGGGGUACUGACCAGCAUGGCAGGGAGUGGGGGGGGGUUGGGCAAGGUAGUGGCUGCUGCAGGGACCCCAAGUUGCCCAGGGCUUAAGGCCCACCUACCUUGGUCUGUGACCUACUUUAGCAUGAGGUCAUAGAGGUCCUGCUGGAUGAUAGAGUCUUGGAUACAGAGAGCACAUAACUUUGCUAGCCUCAUUGCAGCCUGUGAGUCAUAAUAUUUACAGUUUUUUAAUUUCGUUUUCCCGUUUCUUUCUUUUUAUUACUCUUUGCCCUUUUAUUUUUCCUUCUGUUCCUGCCCUGCCCUGCCUUGUCCUGUCCUAUCCUGUCCUUGAACAGUGUAGAGAUGCUCCCCUCUUUCUUCACUCCUUUUUUCACUCUUUUUUCUUUUACAGUCCUGCCUCACGGUCUUCUGCCUCAGCCUGGAGCGGUUACUCCAGUGCUUUGGGGGAGGGAAAUGCAGCACGUUCUUUCUGUCUCAGUCUCUCCUUAUCUGUUGUUCUGGGUUUGAGUUUUUUUUUUUUAAGGAAACAGGGUAGGACCACUUCUCCUUCUAACUCCUUUACUAGAGUAACUGCUGUCUAGUUUAGGUGUAGUUUACUUCUCUUUGAGGUUUCAUUGGGGUCCCGAAGAACAUGGAAGUAUAGAUCAAGAACAACGGUGCCAACAACAAUAAAACCCCAGGAAUUCUUAACCUGUAAAUCACCUGGGAGAUUUAAAAAUUGCUGAUACCUAUCUCCUAACAAAUUCUGAUUUAAUUCAUCUGGGGUAUACCUGGAAUCCUAACUUUUAAAAGCUCCUUGAUUGAAACCAGUUAUUAAUGACUGGGUUAUAAAUGCAGUAAAAAGCAGGUGUGUGUAGGAGGGUAUUCGGCUGAGUGAUGGUAACAUGGAGAGUAAGAUAUAAAUGGGAUUAUGUUUCCUUAGUAACUGGCAGGAAUUUUCAGGAAGCCAGAAUUACCCAGGUAAACAUGAAGAUUUUCUUAUGCUCCAUUCCUGUCGUAGGCUGAUUUGUGUGAAGUAGUUUCCUUUCCCACUCCAGUUAUUACUCGUCUUCUCCCUUGUGUCUUUGUCCAGAGAUCUCAGUGUUUUGUUGGAGAAGAAUGACUCUUUAAAAGAAAUAACUUUAGAAUUUUUUAGUAAUCAUUUUCCUACUUCAUACCUUGUCUGUACUGUUUUUGAGGUCCUCUGGGGUCUCUUGUCUAAGUGUUCUGUUUCAGCUUGACCUAGAGGCAAAUGUUGUCCUGAACUGUCGUCUGAGCCAGCUUGAGGUGGUAUGUGUGAUGCCAUACAGAGGGGUACUGCUGUGGUGGGAAAUUGUUCUCAAGAAACCUUUCCAAAAGGAGGUGCAGUUGGCCUCAUGAGAAGGUACGUCUUCUCAGAUAGUACUAAUGCACAGGUGCCAGGUCUUUGAGCAAAUGGUUGACAGACGCUUGAUCCUGUUUCUAAGAGAGGAAUUAAUGUGAGAUGCUUGAAACCUUCAGUACUAGGGGUCUAUAUCCGACACUGAAUGUAUUAUCUUAGAUGAUCCUUUUAGAAAUCUUGUUUUUGUUUUGUGUUUGUUUUUGAGACAGGGUCUCACUGUGUAAUCAAGAAUGGCUCUGAACUCAUUAUGUAGGUACAAGCUGGCCAGAACUUAAAGCCAUCCUCCUGCCUUAGCCUUUGGGCUGGAUGCUGGGAUUAUGAGUGCACCACUGUGCCCAGCUUCUUUUCUGGAGCAGGAAUUAUUUCAUUUUAUAGUGAAGAAAAAGUUCAGUAAAAUUAAUUAGCCAGCAACACACAGCGAGUGGUUAACAACAUGUCUAGGGGUCCAGCUCUUAUUACUGAACAGUAGUUCCUUUUGGUAUUGCUUGCUCACUUCAGUGUGAAAUGAGAGAAAUACAUGUGGCUUAGGAGAAGGAAGUGGGCAGGAUACAAGAGAAGCCACAACAGUCCCAAGUGAGAAACCCCAGGUUUCUUAAGACAGCUGAAACCAAGCUGCUUCUUUUUGUGCCUAUUUGGCAAGCUCCUCACACAAUACCAUCUUUGGUAUUAGAGAUGUAGUUUUCAAUGUUUAUGGGUGUUUUGCCUACAUGUAUGUCUGUGUAUCAUGUGUGUGUACCUGGUGCAAGUUGGAGCCAGAAGAGAUCGUUGGAUUCCUUCGGCUUCAAACAUAUCAUCUUUUUUUCAGUUAAAUAUAUGAACAUUUAAAAUAAAGGCUAUAAAUAGGAUCAUGAUUGUUGGGGUUAGGAUUUGGGCCAAAGUUAUGGAAAAAAAUGUUUCUACAGAGAUUAUUUAUUUUGAAAGUACAGGUGGUGGGCUGUGGGCAUAUAGUUAAUUCUCAGGUUAUAAGAAUGAGGAUAUGCUGGUAAAGCUUUCUGAAUAUAUCAUGUGGUAGUUAUGUAUGAAACAUCAACAAAACACAAAUGUGUUAGAUUUUUGGCUUGAAGGAAAACAUUCUGAGCACACAGCUUCGAAACAAGCGACCUUGGGAGAACUGUGCACAGCUAAGAGUUGAAGGUGCCUUAUCUUCCCCAUGGUGGUAUGGUAACACUCAUUGCUCAUGUACAUUGGUUGCACAUGAUUUCCCUUUCCAUGUAUCAGAGGGGAAAAUGGUGUGUGUGUAUGUAUGUGUGACAUGGGAUCAUCGCCCAGAAUUCCUUUAUAUUUCUUUAUAAUAAUGUAAUAAAUAUCCUACUGCCAUA
Meriones unguiculatus (Mongolian gerbil) is the source of this 9678-nucleotide messenger RNA. RefSeq names its product FHF complex subunit HOOK interacting protein 1B (gene Fhip1b). Bases 343 to 3312 code for a protein of 989 amino acids. The transcript is spliced from 12 exons. The record is from RefSeq and is a predicted model, not a curated record. Gene Ontology annotation, biological process: endosome to lysosome transport; early endosome to late endosome transport; lysosome organization. Gene Ontology annotation, cellular component: FHF complex. NCBI's taxonomy places the organism in Eukaryota, Metazoa, Chordata, Mammalia, Rodentia, Muridae.